Anopheles merus is the source of this 6606-nucleotide messenger RNA. Its product is annotated as myosin-IIIb-like. Lineage: Eukaryota; Metazoa; Arthropoda; Insecta; Diptera; Culicidae. The record is from RefSeq and is a predicted model, not a curated record. Gene Ontology annotation, biological process: protein phosphorylation. Gene Ontology annotation, molecular function: ATP binding; protein kinase activity; cytoskeletal motor activity. Gene Ontology annotation, cellular component: myosin complex.
AUAUUGGAGAGCAUUGCCGAUAAUAUCGAGGAGAUCGAGGAGGAGUAUCUGGUGCUGCGCGAUCUCUCCAAGCAUCCCAACAUUCCCGACUUUGCCGGGCUGUUCCUGAAGCGCGGCACCACCGUCGAGGAUGACCAGCUGUGGUUCGUGCUGGAGCUAUGCACCGGCGGCUCCGUCACGGAUCUGGUUCAAGGUCUGCGCAGCCGGGGUGCACGGCUGUCGAACAACCAGAUCGCAUACAUACUGCGGGAGACGGUGCAGGCGCUGGUCUUCCUGCACGAGAACCACUGCAUGCAUCGGGACAUCAAGGGCCACAACAUACUGCUGACGGAGACGGGGCACGUGAAGCUGGUCGACUUUGGCGUGAGCUCGCAUCUGGCCGCGACGAUGGCGCGGCGAAACACGAGCGUCGGCACACCGUACUGGAUGGCGCCGGAGGUGAUCGCUUGCGAGCAGCAGCUGGAUCAAUCGUACGACUCGCGGUGCGACGUGUGGUCGGUGGGCAUUACGGCGAUCGAGCUGGCGGAGGGAGAUCCACCGCUGUGCGAGCUGCACCCGAUGCGGGCGCUGUUUCAGAUCCCACGCAAUCCACCCCCGAAGCUGUCCCAUCCGGAGCAGUACUCGUCGAUGCUGUCCGACUUCAUAUCGGAGUGUCUGGUGAAGGAUCUCGAGCAGCGUCCGUUUUCGAAGGAGUUGGUCACGCCGUUUCUGAAGAGCGUCGGUCCGUAUGUGGACCAGAUACGGCAGGAGCUGCGGGCGGAGAUAGCGCGCCAGCGCGAGGAUGGUCGAGCGCCGAGCCAAGCGAUCGCCACCACCAAGUACGGGAAGUUGAAGUCGGACCGCAAAUCAAAACCGCAGAAGAUGUACAUGGACGAUCGCGCGCUGGACGUGCUGACGGAGGAUGCGAUCGUUGAGCAGCUGCAGAAGCGCUACGAAACGAACCAGAUCUACACGUACAUAGGCGACAUACUGAUCGCGGUCAAUCCGUUCAGCCAGGUCGGGCUCUACACGACGCAGCAUCAGCGCAAGUACACCGGGCAGGCACGGUCGGACAAUCCGCCGCACAUCUUUGCGAUCGCCGAUGCCGCCCAUCAGGCGCUGGUGCACCAGCGCCAGAACCAAGCGAUCGUGAUAUCGGGCGAGAGCGGGUCGGGCAAGACGGAGAGCGCCAACCUGCUGCUGAAGCAGCUCGUGUACCUGGGCAAAGCGGUGACGAAGAACCUGGAGGAGCGCAUUCUGCAGGUCAAUCCCAUCAUGGAAGCGUUCGGCAAUGCGCGGACGGGCAUUAACGCGAACAGCUCCCGGUUUGGGAAGUAUCUGGAGCUUACGAUGGCCCGCAGUGGCAAGGUGAAUGGGGCACGCAUCUUCGUCUACCUGCUGGAGCAGAGCCGGGUGGUGAAGCAGGCCGAGGGUGAGGGUAACUUCCACGUGUUUUACUACAUGUACGAUGGGCUGCAGGCGGAGGGUCGGCUGGAGGAGUACUAUCUGCACCCUUCGUACCGGAAGACGCACCGAUAUCUGCAGGAGACGGCCACGCUGCCGAAGACGAACGUGGACCGGUGGAAGCAGCUGCUGGCGAGCUUCCGCGUGCUCGGCUUUAAGGACGACGAGGUCGACAUGGUGAACCGGGUGCUGGCCGCCAUCCUGAACCUCGGCGACAUUGAGUUCGGCGAGAUGGACUCGAACGACAACACGGACAGCCGGGCCCGGGUGAUCGAUGUGGCGCCGAUGCAUCGCGUCUCGAAGCUGCUGGGCGUCGAUUCGGCCGACCUGCUGGAGGCGCUGUCCUCCAACUCGGUCGUGACGCGCGGUGAAACGAUCACGCGCCACAACAACGUGGCGGAAGCCUGCACAGCCCGGGACGCGAUGGCGAAGGGCUUGUACGGGCGAUUGUUCGAUUGGAUGGUCAAUCAGAUCAAUCUGCUGCUGGUGCACAACAGAAAUAGUAACAGCUCGGAACAGUUGGCGGUUGGAUUGUUGGAUAUUUUUGGGUUCGAAAACUUCAGCAAAAACUCCUUCGAGCAGCUGUGCAUCAAUAUCGCCAACGAGCAGAUACAGUACUACUUCAACCAGCACAUCUUCACGUGGGAGCAACAGGAGUACAUGGCGGAGGGUAUACCGGUCGAUUUGGUCGAGUUUGCCGACAACCGUCCCGUGCUGGAUAUGCUGCUGAGCCGCCCGCUGGGACUGCUGGCACUGCUGGACGAGGAAUCACGCUUUCCGCGCUCAACGGAUCGUUCAUUGAUUGAAAAAUUCCACAACAACGUGAAAUCCAAGUUCUACCAGCGGCCAAAGUCGGAUGCGGUCUGCUUCGCCAUCCACCACUUUGCCGGCCGGGUGGUGUACCAGGCGGACGGGUUUCUGGAGAAGAAUCGCAACUUCCUGCCGGCGGAAAUCAUACAGCUGAUCCGCCAAAGCCAGUACGACAUGAUACGGUUCCUGUUCCAGUGUCCGAUCACGAAGACGGGCAACCUGUACUCGGCCAUCCAGGAUACGGGCUCGCGCCAGAACGUGCCGAGCUUCAUCAAGGUGGACACGAAGGAGAAGUUUAACUCGCGCGGGCUGGCGUCGCAGUCGCGGGCCCAGCAAACGGUGGCGACGUACUUCCGCUACUCGCUGAUGGAUUUGCUGCAGAAGAUGGUGACGGGGACGCCCCAGUUCAUACGCUGCAUCAAGCCGAACGAGCUGAAGGCGGCCAAAUCGUUCGAUGCGGCAAAGGUGUUGAAGCAGCUGCGGUAUACCGGGGUGCUGGAGACGAUCCGGAUCCGGCAGCAUGGGUUCAGCCAUCGGUUUACCUUUGCUGACUUCCUGAGAAAGUACUGCUUUUUGGCGUACAGUUUUGAAGAACGUGUCGUAUCGAACCGAGAAUCCUGUCGCUUGCUUUUGGUGCGCUUAAAGAUGGACGGAUGGGCACUAGGAAAGUCCAAGGUGUUCCUCAAGUACUAUCACGUCGAGUACCUUUCGAAGCUGUACGAGGAACAUGUCCGUAAGAUUGUGCUGGUGCAGGCCUGUGUAAGGCGCUGGCUGGCGAAGGCACUGUACAAGCGCGAGAAGCAGCGCGUCGCGCUGAGUGCCGUCACGCUGCAGAAGCACGUGCGCGGCUGGCUAACGCGCCGCCGCAUGCGCAUACUGAAGGAAAAGCAGGAGAGGGAGCGCUUGGAGCAGGAGCGGUUGGAAAAGGAGCGGCUGGCCAAGGAACGGUUGGCAAAGGAGAAAAAGAACAACGAGCAAAACAAAGCAAAGCAGGCGCUGGCAAAGGCGAAGCUCAUACACCAGCUCUCGAGCAACCAGCUGGAGGCGAAACACAACCACCACCACGAGAAGCGUGCCAUGGACAUGAACAACAAGGAAAACGAGCGGGCCGCCAUCGUCAUCCAGAGCUACUACCGCGGGUACACCAUCCGGAAGAUGCGCAUGACGCCGGAAAUCGAGGCGAAGACGAAGUACAUCCUCGGCAUCGCGAAGAACCGCGUCGAGGCGCAGCGCAUGAUGCAGAAGGAGGGCUUCGCGAAGGAGGACGCAGCCCGCAUCAUCCAGCGCUACUACCGCACGCAGAAGAGCAAACACAACAGCAACCGCGAUGCGAUGGCGGCAGCGGUCGGAGCGGCAUCGGCGGCGGCGGCGGCCGGCCGGAAGGGUCCGGCGCCGCAGCCGCAGCCGAAACCGCUCACCACCAAGGACCAGCAGAUGGAUCUGAUCGCGUUCUCGCAGAACGUGCACAUGCUCAACCAGGAGGUGCACAAGAACCUGCGCGUGAACAAGGCGGGCGUACCGCUGGACGCGAUCGAGAAGCUGCCGAGCGACUACCGGCGGCCACCUGGGUUCGUGCUCGUGCCGGGACUGCUUGGUACCGUGCCGGGCGGUGACUGUGCUAAGUACAGCUCGCUCCGCAGCGUCGACUGCGACCACGAGAUGACGAAGGAAGUGAUACAAAGAACGCCACCGCCCGCAGCGGACUUUGACGACAUCUCCCCGUGGGACAUGCCGUUCUACGAGGUGGAGCGCAACCUGCGCUCGCAAAGGCAGCGUAAUAUGCAGCAACCGCCGCAGCGCAUCGACAUCAACCGGAACGACAUCCUGGGCGACCGCAAGAUGGAGCUGAGCGACCGGAAGCUCUCGAGCAACUGGCACCAGGCGUUCCAGGGGACGGACGGCACGACGCCCCAGGACAAGUUUAAGGGUCUCGCAAGAUCGCCGCAAAAUCAAAACGAACCGGCCCACAUCCGUAGCAUUCCAGCGUUCAGCUAUCUCAAUCCGAACAAUCAACAGAUCCUGCGCUAUUCGCCGAACCAGCACCGCGACGCGUCCGGCGAGCCAACGACCGGCCACGCGCCACCCCACCCGAGCCCGGUUCGCCAGUCGCCGGUCGAGCAGCCAACACGGGAAGCAUCAACACCGCCCACUCGGCUCGGCCUGCUCGGGCUCGGUGGCGGCGCUGGCAAGAAGGCGGCGAAGGCAGAGCUGAAGGCACGCGAGAAAGAGAACAAGGAGCGCAAAAAGCGCGAAAAGAAGGCCAAGAAGGAGAAGGAAAAGGCGGCCGCUAAUGGGCUGACGCCGUCGUCGACCUCGUCAUCCGGCGGGUCGGCCGCCUCGUCCGGUGCGUCCUCGGGCGAGAAGCAGCGCAAGGAGCCGGCCGGAAGGAAGAAACGCUCCGAACAAAAGGAGCAGCAACAGCAGCAGCAGCAGCAGAUUGUGAGUCGGUUUGCGGGUGUGGACGACCAGUCGCUGCACGAAUACCACCAACAGUACCAGCAGCAGCAGCAACAGCAACAAGUACCUCAGAAGCGACUGAUAGAGCAUCACGAGUAUCAGAACAUUUCGGAGGAGACGAAAAUCGACAGCAAGAGCCCGGUGAUGCGGAUGUUUGGCGAUACGAACUUCCUGGUGAACCAUCGGCGCAAGGCGGCCGAGCAGAAGCAGCAGCUGGCCCAGCUCCAGCAGGUCCAGCAGUACCACAAGCAGCAGCAACAGCAGCAACAGAAAGCUCGUCAACAACAGCAGCAGCAGCACCACCAUCAAGGCAACGGAGGGCCUCCGGGUUGGCGUCAGCAGGAGCUGAACUGUGGCCAGGGCGUUUGCGAACUCCUGAACGGGGUCUAUCGGUUCAGCCCACACGUCACCUCGUUCGCUCAGCUCGAUUCGAAGAGCGCCAGCAGCCUGUCGGACGAUCGGUCCACGCUGGACAAGGACUACCAAAACUUCAACGUGUCCAAGUACCUGAACAUCGACGUGAAGGGUCCGCUGCACCAUCAGCGCGACCGGGCCCGGGACAGCGGUGUGCACGAGCGGGACAUCAGCUCGAACAGCUCGAGCCUAAGCACGGGCAGCAGCGGCAUGAACUCACUCAACUCGUUCGAUUCCGUCGAGCAGGCGAUCAUCUUCCAGAAGGACCGCAAUGCCGACUCGUACCUUGGGCCGUUCAACUUCCGCCAGCUGUUGCGGCCGACCCAGGGCCCGACCGAGUCGCUCCGCAAGCGCAAGGGCAUCAAUCCACCGUCGCCGCCGCCGCCGCAGAGGGGCAAAAGUUAGGCAGGGAUUGCAGGACGCUCCCGGUUGGUCCGCCUGUAUGAUUGCCUAACAGUUAGCCUGCGCGCAACAAAUGCAACGAACCAAAGAAACGCGAGCCUUGUGCGAGGGGGAGCUCCCGGACAUCCGGCUGGCUCGUUACUUUAGGGCGGUAGUUAAGCAAAAGUGGCGCUCCCCUCCCUUUGACACGAAAGUUACACAAUGUGUUGCGCCUUGGAAGAAUCGAACGACAAAAGGAAAGGCCGCAAAGCUCGAAUCGCGGGAAAGUUUGCGGACGGAAGAAUGUUGGUGUUGGUUGAGCGUGUACACUUUUACCAUAGUUUAAAGAACCGGGCUACCAGCCCUUAUUGGUCGGUGAAAACGCAACAGUUUUGUUGAUGGUCGAGCCUUUGUGUGCCUGUCUCUCCCUCUAAUCUGCCCUCUAAUCUUUGUAAAAGGUAAUUUAUUUAUCGCACGGUUAGUUACCCUCUUCGUUACGACGCGGCUUCUGCGAUUGGCCGUGUGUUUCACACAUCACCAUUAUUUGUGUAAGCAAAUCCACCAGAAACAGGAUGUAAGUUUCCAAUACGAGUGUAAGCAAAACUGUUUAAAAACAAUACACGCAAAGCGAAUUGCGUUGGCAAAAUUGUGCCAACAACACUGGGUAGUGAUGUAUCGCCGAAUAUAUAUAAAGAAAACGGCAUGGAAAGCAGGGACCGCGUUGCACUCGAUUGAGUAAAGAGCUUGAGCAGAGCUUGGUUAAGUUAGCAGAUAGUCGAUAACAGUACAAUUCAAUGAGGUAGAAGGGAGAUAAAUUUUCGGAUUAUAAAAGAAAGUCUGAAGAAGCGGAAAUAAGUAACGGAACGGCGGGUGUGCAAUGAACAGCAAUUCAAAGCGGUGUGAUGAUUGCGAUAGAAAUUAAUAACAAUGUAUUUAAGAAUCCAUUUCCGUGUUUUUUUUCCGUUCGGGAUGAGCAUGAAUUCAGUUUGAUGAAUUUGGGUUAGGAUGGAGUGGUAAGAAGGUUUGAACUGUUAGUGCGUAGUUUUCUAGACAGUAGGUUUGGUUUUGAAAAUAAAGGCAAUAUUAACAAUUGUUAUUAAA